CUUUAUUGGCGAAUAUUAUUUAAUCGCGUUUAAACCAACAAAAAACUGUUUGAUAAGAUAUCCCAGGCAGGAUAAGACAUGAAAACUUACCAGUUCACUAUACUUACUUGAUGUAGACGCAACAGUUAAACAAUGGGUGUGUAUCACAUAUGAUAUGACUCAUGGGGCAGGAUGUUCCUAAAAUACAAUUUAUUUUUUAUCGUUAGUCGUAUUUUGUGAGUCUGCUUGCAUACAUGUGUUGUGGUGUAUGUCUGGUGAAUAAGUUCCUAAUGUGAUUUGUGGUGCGGACAUAGGCACAAAGUUGUAACUAAAUGAGCAGCAACAGCAACGUCAGUGACAGUGCGACGCAAGCAGGUGACGCCGAUGGCGCUCCUCCAGCUAAGCGGCCGAUGACAAACGGUGAUUUAACAACAUUACAAACAAACACAAACCCAAACACACAGUUGGUGAGAAUGAUUUGCCAGGAUUUGCAGUCUGACAUAGUGAACUUCACUGGUUUUCGGAACUUUUUCAUCAGUUGUGUGCCAAAUUACACUUUACCAUCCAGGCAAGAUGUCUUGGAGAAACUCAUUCCUGAAGAAUACAAUAAAGAAAAAAUUAAGUUGAAAGAAAACUUGAAAUCAGUGGAUGAUUUGGCCAUCUCAAUAGAAGUUUGGCGGUGGGACAAUGGUCAGGCAGGUCAUAUUAAGAUGUGGAGUCUGACCAUUCAUUUUAUUCAUCAAGACCAAUAUGUAUCGCAAAAUUUGUUAACAUUGGAACAGAAAGCCAAUGUGGCAGAAAUCGCAAAAGAAAUCAAAACAGCUCUGAUUGAUUGGGAGAUUCUAGAUAAAGUUGUGUGUUUUGUUAUACAGAAAGUUCACUCAAAUAAACCAAACCUCCAAUUGGCAGUUACAAAAGAAUUGAAGAUACCACACGUGUACUGUGUGGCUUCUGCAAUAAACCAAGUAGUGGAAGACGGCUUGCAAUACAUUUAUGUAACCAAAGACUUCCGAAAAAGAUAUGCACAGUUAUUAAAAUUUACGAGAAACUCUGAAUAUGUUUUUUCAUGGCACCAGUAUUAUGCAGAUUUGCAAAAUUUCAAAACAGGUCCUCAAAGAGGCUGUAUUGUGAUCAACGGCAAAGAUUACAGUGACCUUAAUGAAUGCCUUCAAAUUCUAAAACACUUUGAAACUUGGACUAAUACUUUGUCCGCAUUUCAGUCAAAUUUUGAAAGCAGUGAUCACAAUUUUGCAGAGAAGGCCAGUUUCAUGGAUCCCAGAUACAAAGACAAAUCAAUCAUUUAUACUACAAAUGGUGUCAAGGACUAUGGGUAUAUUACUAUAACUGAUGAAUUGUACCAACGUGUGUUGUCAAUGAAACAGGAGGCAGGUACACAAUCUUUGCAAAACAUUCCUGACCUACAGACACCCGGACCAUCAUCUUCUCACAGCGUCACAGCGAACCAGGCAGUACCGCGUGGAUUACCAACUGCAGAACUGUUGUUGGACUUUCUAAAUGAAAAAGAAAGAACUCGUGAAUUCAGAUUGGUAUUGUAUUAUAAGAAUAUGUUGAUACACGAGCCAGGUCAAAAUGUUGACCCCUUUAAGUUUUGGAAUGUGUUUCGUUUACUUUAUUUAAGUAGUAAUCCUGAUCCCACUGUAAGGGAGUUUUAUAAAAUGUCUCAGAAAUAUUUGUGUAUUCCUGCCACCGCAGUCCCAGUUGAAACGAUUCCUGGUGAAUUCCUCUGGGCCAAAACACCCAAUGAAAAAUUGUAUAAUGAACGCAGGGAACGUCUGCCUCAUGAAAAGAUUUCAGAAAUAUUAUUUUUACAUAGUUAUUAUUUUAGAAAUUAAAAUAUAGUAAUAAGUUUCAUUUUAUUUUAUUGUAAGUAUAUUUAAGCUAUACAUAAUAAUCUCAUACUGUUGUAAUGCAAAUUGAAUUGGAUUAAUACAUAAUAAUGUCAGGUGCUUAUCGAUAGAACUUUUGUUACUUUUUUAUAUUAAAGAAUGUACUUUUUGGA
This is a messenger RNA of Helicoverpa zea (corn earworm), 1999 nucleotides long. RefSeq lists its product as uncharacterized. Bases 312 to 1832 code for a protein of 506 amino acids. The record is from RefSeq and is a predicted model, not a curated record. The transcript is spliced from 2 exons. NCBI's taxonomy places the organism in Eukaryota, Metazoa, Arthropoda, Insecta, Lepidoptera, Noctuidae.